AUCAGCUGGUGUUAUUCGCUCCAUCGUAACAUUGACAAGGAGUAUUCAACGGAUAAUCAGAAGGUUGCCUUUGUUGUGUUACAUACUGAUCCAGCGAAUAACCCCCUGGAAACUAUUUCAACCGAUAGUAAACGGAGACAGUGCAAUAUUUUCGUGGAUAAAAUAAACCAAAGAAAUUAAAGUUCAUCCCAAUGAUCUUGCCCGAGGACACGGUGAACCCCAGAAAGAUGUUGAAUCAUCGAUGUGUGCGAAUCUAGUGUACAGAUUACGACAAUUCGGGGGGUUUCUCGGCCAGGACAUUUGGGCCAGUGCCAAAAACCAAAAACCUAACCUUUACCUCCCAAUUGUUUUUCCAUUCCAUGAGUCCCACCGGAGUCACUCGUUCGUAACGCCAAAUCCACCGUGAAUUUUUUUUUUCCAGUGAAAUUGUUUAUCCAUCGGAUCAGUGAUUUAGUGAGAAUUUUUAAUCGAGCACAUCGGGAACAGGUGACAAUAGCCUCGCCAUGUUAGAUUUCAUGAGAUCGCUCAUCGUCGAGCGCUGAUUCGCAAAGGAUCAGAUUUUUUUCUCUUCCUUCUGUCCCAACCCAGUUCUAUUUUAUUUCCCAGUUUCACGUUGUUGUUUUCCCCUAUUCCCCUCCCCCUUUUUUGUUAUCAAUUUUGAAAAUAUUCUUGUGUGACUUUUGGAGCAAUCUGGGGAGUUGUCGAUUGAAUUGGAUUGAUUUGAAGAUAAUCUGGGAGACACCGGCGAAACUCUAGUGAAUCUGAAAAAUCUAUCAAGCUGGAUAGGUUACCCGAGUAUCUCCGCGAUACCGUGGACUGGUUUAUGGGAAAAGCCCGACGAAAGGAGAAAGAUGCAGGAACAACCGAAGACCCAAAAUUGUACUUGGAGGAGGCUGCACUGGAGCGACAGCUGCCAGAGUUGGACCUCCGGAUGCUGGUGGAUCUGCCACCAGGACUCGACUAUAACGAAUGGCUCGCAUCCCACACAUUGGCACUGUUCGACCACAUAAAUCUAUUCUACGGGACUAUUUCUGAAUUUUGUACCUCCACAGGAUGCCCAGAUAUGACGGGGCCUGGCUUAAGAACUUAUUUGUGGUUUGAUGAGAAGGGGAAAAAGACGAGAGUGGCUGCGCCACAGUAUAUAGACUACGUCAUGACGUUUACGCAGAGAACCGUUAGUGAUGAAACAAUAUUCCCUACUAAAUACGCCAACGAGUUUCCCAGCUCGUUCGAGUCGAUAGUGCGUAAGAUUCUGCGGCUACUGUACCAUGUAGUGGCACACAUUUACCACUGCCACUUCAGAGAGGUUGCACUCUUGGGCCUCCACGCUCACCUCAAUUGUGUAUUCGCUCAUCUCACUCUCCUUAAUCAACGCUUCAAUCUCAUUGACGCCAAGGAAACGGAAAUACUUGGGGAUUUGGAGGCAGCUUUAUUAGGUGACUCCACAUCGGGUACAUCAACUACAACAUCAAUUCAAGAUCCACCAAGUGGAGCCACGUAGAAAAUAAAUCCGUUUAUAGAAUUUUAAUUAAAAGUUGAUGAGAAACCGAGGUUGCAGUUCCUGAGCCUAGGGUCAAACGAUGAAAUAAUGUAGGUGAAAAGCGACUAAUGUUCGUUGUUCUCAAUAUUAAAUUAUGUUUUUUUUUAUGAUUAAUUCUUUUUGCCCGAAUUUAGCUUACGAAUAAAACGAACCGUCAUGAGAGCUAGAGAGUGGCAAUGAAUACUUGAAAGACGGUGAUUAUUGGCAUGAGAAAGAACACGAGUCAGACUAAAAUGCAUGUUGAAAUUUCAAGCUGAAAAAUUCAUAAAAAAUCAUGGAUAUUCAAAUGAUCAUUUGCGAGGGAAUAAUGAAUAACGUAUGUAGUAUCUGUAAAUAGUGCAAACGAGGGGAAAGAGCAAACAAAUACAAUUAUGUAAAUUAGUCAAUUUUUUUUCUGCGUUUGCUGUUUGUGAGAUUGUACAUAAUUUAUUAAACAAAAUAGUGAAAAAAAGAGUUGAGAGAAAGAGUGAAAGAAAUCAAUAAAUUAAAAAAAA
Messenger RNA from Fopius arisanus, 2034 nucleotides. It is a transcript of the gene Mob2, whose product is annotated as MOB kinase activator 2. Lineage: Eukaryota; Metazoa; Arthropoda; Insecta; Hymenoptera; Braconidae. Gene Ontology annotation, cellular component: nucleus; cytoplasm. The record is from RefSeq and is a predicted model, not a curated record. Gene Ontology annotation, biological process: positive regulation of protein phosphorylation; signal transduction. Gene Ontology annotation, molecular function: protein kinase activator activity. The transcript has 5 exons. Bases 824 to 1501 code for a protein of 225 amino acids.